Molecule: messenger RNA, 5816 nt
Organism: Pygocentrus nattereri (red-bellied piranha)
Lineage: Eukaryota; Metazoa; Chordata; Actinopteri; Characiformes; Serrasalmidae
Gene: amot
Product: angiomotin
Exons: 13
Coding region: 1009-4080 (1023 amino acids)
Biological process (GO): hippo signaling; actin cytoskeleton organization; regulation of cell migration
Cellular component (GO): bicellular tight junction; cytoplasmic vesicle; plasma membrane
Molecular function (GO): signaling receptor activity; protein binding
Source: RefSeq, a predicted model, not a curated record
GCAGUCAAACACCCUUGUGCACUUUACAUGGCAACACAACCAUAAAUAACUGGCUGUUUGGCACAGUACAUAUCGUUCAAGCCUCUAGAAGAUAUUCAGGCAUUCUUGGAAAAUAAACUUUAUUGUAUUGAAAUUAAUUUAAAUUGCAGUCACAUUAUUGGUCAGAAAGCUGCAAUUAGAUAUUUUCCCUAUAUUUUAUUUCCCUAAGCCCUUGUUUGUUCUCGUUUAUCAGUACACUAGAGAGUCAAAGUCAAACCUAAACAGGAGGACUAUUCUACACCAAAAUGAUGGUAAAAGCUUUGGUGGGGAAACAGAUUUUCUUGGGAUCACAAAGAGGGUGACUAAAGUACUUAAACGUGUUUGGCGUAGAUCUAUUUUUCAGCAGAAAGUUAAUUGGAUUGUGUUUGAGCUGCUUUUUACAUCUGGUGUGUGUCAACAAACUAGAUGCAGACUUUGUGCGGGUGAAAGUUUUGUGUAUGUUACAACCUACUUCUCAUAGCCCUGCUAAUUAUUUUAAAUACACCUCAGUUGUUCACUUUCGGUAUUUCUCCUUUUGGUGAUGAAAAUCUUAAGCCAUAAAUUGGUCAUAUCUCAGAUACGUACUUCACACCCGAUACGUAAUGAGGAUUGAUUGAGGAACUUUUCGGCAGCAGCAGUUACAGUGGCAGGUUGGUAUGAGGGCGUGGAGAGGUUCUUGGCUCCGCUCCAGGCUCACCUGUCCUCACAGCCACACCUGGAGGAAUGUGGCAGGUAGAGCAGCAAACGGCAGUCCCAUCUGUGUGAAAGGAAGAGUGAAGCACACGUCUGACUGCUAAGUGGAGUUCUUAAGGAUUUAAAGCAUCUUUGGAAGAGGAAUAUUGAGAAUUUAGUGGCUGGGCGUUCAGGAGCUCACGGAUCGCCUGUGCAUUUUGGAGCGCCUCGAAGAGGUUCUGGAAAGCGAGCCAGGCCAAUGCCAGCACCAUGAGCGGCCUACAGUGAGCCGAGACACCAACUACAGCAGCUACACAGAUGUUUCGGAAAAAAGCCUCAUCCUCCUUGAGAAUGCGGAGAAUUUCAGAAAGCAAUAGAUGGAGCGUGGACCGGGGGCGAAGCUCCUCUUUCCAUGAGGUGGGUGGCGCGCGAGAGCCGGAGAUGAGGGCGGCAGCCUCCUUUUCCGAAGAUACCUCGGCCAGUGGUGGCAGCGGUGGAGGCCACACUGUCCUGCAACGUCUCUUGCAGGAGCAGAUGCGGUAUGGCGAAAGCCGGAACUACCUCGCCUUGCAACAACAGCAGCAACAACAACAGCAGCAGCAACAACAGCAGCAGCAGCAAGGUCCUUUGAGUGGAUACCCAGGUCCUGGAGGCCCAGGGGACGAGCACUCCAUGGUCCCCCACAUUGCACGGCAGGAGCCGCAGGGCCAGGAACUGCAGGCGGACAGUGGCAUGGAGAAGCAGCUCAACCCACGUGCUGGAGGAGGUAGUGGUGGGACAUCAGGUGGCGGCUGCAUCACCGGCCAAGGGCUAAACCCUGAGGAUCUGCCAUCCUAUGAAGAGGCCAAAGUGCAGUCACAGUAUUUCCGUGGCCACCAGCCACCACAGCCACAGCAGCCACAGCUUGGUGCUGCCUUCUAUGUGACCGGUGUCUCUAACCCAAAGGUGCGGCCUCCGGAGGGCCGGCCUGCAGUGCAGCGGGUUAGUGCAGGCAAGGUGCAUCAGGAUGAUGGGCUUAAAGACCUGAAGCAGGGCCAUGUGCGCUCACUAAGCGAGAGGCUCAUGCAGCUCUCAUUGGCCACCAGUGGUGUCAAAGCCCAUGCACCGGUCACCAGUGCCCCACUCUCACCUCAGCUGCCCCCGCCUGGCCCCCCGGGAGACUACUACAAGCCUGCAGGACCACAGCACAGGGGCCCGCCACCGGACUACCCUUUUAAGGGCAUUCCCUCACCACAAAAACAGCAGCAGCACCACCACCACCAACCACAGCACCAGGAGCUGGGACACUACUUCACAGAGCAUCGGGCUGCAGGCCAGCAGGGAAGAGCAGAGGUGCCCCAUGUUCGAUAUCAGCCACCACCAGAGUAUGGCUCCUUCCGCUCCAGUAAGGAAAGCUCAGGCCACUCUCAGAGGCCCAUCCAUCACCACAGCCCAACCUCUUCUGUCACCUCAGUGGGCUCGCUGUCCCGUGCCCAGUCCUCCACCCUCAGCAGUAUCUUGGCCUCCUCCCAUCCUCCCCCACCCAUGACCCACCAGGGGGAGCUGCCCUUCCCUAUGGGUCCACGGAGCCCACAAGGACCGGGCUCACACCAGGGAGAUCCUUACGGCCCAGGUCACCCCCCACAACACCAGCGUGGCCAUGGCUUCCCACAUGAUCCCUAUGGCUCAGCCCCCAGGGGCCUCCAUAUGCACCAGCACCAGUUUCACCCACAAGGGCCCCAGCAGCAACAGCAGCAGCAGCAGCAGGGACCUGGGCAGCACUACCCUCACCCUCAUUCCAUCCAGGGUGACCCCUAUGCCAUGCUGGCCCGCGCCCAACAGAUGGUAGACAUGCUUACAGAGGAGAACCGACACCUCAAGCAGGAGAUGGAGGUGUGUGGAGAGAAGGUGUCCAAGCUGCACAAGAUGGAGUCUGAAAUCCAGCGGGUGUCGGAGGCAUAUGAGAACCUGGCUAAGUCGUCGUCUAAGAGAGAGGCCCUGGAAAAAACCAUGAGGGACAAGCUAGAGCUAGAGGUGCGCAGGCUGCACGACUUCAACAGGGAUCUGAGAGAACGUAUGGAGACAGCCAACAAGCAGCUAGCAGCCAAAGAGUGCGAGGGCACAGAGGACAACCGCAAAACCAUCUCGCAGCUUCUGGCUCAGAACAAAGAGACUCAGCGGGAAAAGGAGAAACUUGAGAUGGAGCUGAACACGCUGCGCUCCACCAACGAGGACCAGCGCAGGCACAUCGAGAUCCGUGACCAGGCACUGAAAAAUGCUCAGGCUAAAGUAGUCAAACUAGAGGAGGAGCUGAAGAAGAAGCAGGUUUACGUGGAGAAGGUUGAGAGGAUGCAGCAGGCUCUGGCUCAGCUGCAGGCUGCAUGUGAGAAGAGAGAGCAGUUAGAGCACCGGCUCCGCACGCGCCUGGAGAGAGAGCUGGAGUCGCUCAGGAUGCAACAGAGGCAGGGUGGUCAGCAGAACCCUGUUGGCCCUGAGUAUAGCACCACAGCUCUGAUGGAGCACCUACGUGAAAAGGAGGAGAGGAUUCUGGCUCUGGAAGCUGACAUGACAAAGUGGGAACAGAAGUACCUGGAGGAGAGUGUCAUGAGACAGUUCGCUCUGGAUGCCGCUGCCUCCGUUGCCACACAGAGGGACACUUCCUCAGCCAUAAUCAGCCAUUCACCCAGCAGCAGCUAUGACACCUCAGUGGAGGCACGCAUCCAAAAGGAGGAGGAGGAGAUCCUGAUGGCCAACCGCCGCUGCCUGGACAUGGAGAGCCGCAUCAAGAACCUGCAUGCACAGAUAAUCGAGAAGGACGCCAUGAUCAAGGUUUUACACCAGCGUUCUCGGAAGGAGCCAGGCAGCAAAGCUGACGGACCGUCCACCAUGCGCCCCUCAAAAUCCCUCAUGUCCAUUGCCACAGGAACGGGCAGCUCCAGCGGCUCUGGCCUGCUUUCGCACUCAUUGGGUCUCAGCGGGAGUAGCCCCAUCACUGAGGAGCGCAGAGAAGACCGUAGCUGGAAGGGCAGUCUAGGUGUGUUACUGGGCCCGGAGUUCCGAGGCGAUUCUCUGAGGGCGGAGUCCAUCUCCUCCUCUCCGUCUCCUGUGCUGCCUUCCACUCCUAUGCCUGCCGCCACACACUCUAAGACAGGCAGCCGGGACAGCUGCACCCAGACGGAUAAGAGCCAGGAGACAAGCAAGCCCAGCACACCAGCACUGCAGAGCGUAGCAAACAACCGCAUUAGCAGCCCAAGUCCUGUGUACAUCCCUGACCGCAUCGCAGAUGUUCCAGUGUUCCACAGCAGCACUCUAGAGAGAAGAGCUCCCAUACAGUCUCUUCCUCAGCAACCCCUGCCUCAACCACCGCCACAGCAGGAUGUGGACAAUGAGAUGGUGGAAAUCCUCAUCUGAACUGUCUAACAUACACACACAUAAAUACAUAAAACAGGUGAAGGAUUCCUUUAUUCUACGGUAUGCUCUUUUAUCAGCUCUUUACUGGGGGGGGGGCACUAAUGGUGUGUUGAAAUGCACUACAUUUUUAGUGAUAUUUUAUGCCUUGUACAGAACAAAAGCCUCAGUAUACAAUGUCAGUUACUAUUAACUAACUUUUUUGUACAGUAUUCUCUGGUGGCCUUUUCUUUCUCCAGAGUUUAGGACCAAAUGUAUUGGUAACCAAUUUUGCAUUUAUUGCACUACUUUUUCCAUUUUAGCUUCCAAUGUUAAUUGUAGGUUAUAUUUUGUGUAGUGAACAUAUACCAAUGUUACAAUCUUGGCACUUGAGUAUACGAUGGCAUGGGAACUAGUGGAACAGUUGUUACAUGUAAAUACUGUAUCUAAAUACUGUAAGACACAUGUAAAAUAGAACUGAAUGUGUAUGGCCUUGGGAACUAAAACAGGCACUGUGAGGAAUGCAGUGUUGAAGAGAACUGGCCCAUCCAUGCUGCACCCACAAAUGCGUUCUUUCAUCAAAACUGUUGCAUUGUUGGUCAAGGUUCACAGAACAUGGAACAAAACCUCACUGGAUGUGAGAUCACAACUCUAAAUACCAAUAACUGUCUAAAUUAUUCACAUGAGACAGCUACAGUGUUGUGCUCUACUUUCAGUUGAGUCUCCAGUUUAAGAUAAUCUACUAUGGAGAGGCUGUAGAAACGAAGCUAGGCAGAUUGGAAGCAAUGACUAUGGAAUUUGCCACCAUGCUAAUUUUAAGCUCAAUAACACAACAGAAAAAAUACCCCCCAUCUGUCUUAAGAGUAUGACAGAAAUCUGCCCACUCGAUGUCAUUAUUUUGACAAAAACUGAGCCGAGCACUAGAACCUCUCACUUGUUUGAAUGGGAUUUUUGUCAGUUGUCUGUAAAGCUUUUUCAACAGCAACAGCAGCUACUAAAGAAUGCAUCUGUGGGCAGUGCAUAGAUGGGUCUAUUGGACCAACAGGAUGUUCUGUGCAGGUCCAGAAUCUUACAUUGCUGUGUAUGCAAAACGUCAAAUGACCCAACUGGUUUUGGGUUUGUUUGUGUAAGUGUGUGAUGUGAGAGAACUCUGGGUUGGGUUUUUUAAAUUUUUUUAUUUUUAUUAAAACCAGCACUACAAAGUGUCACCGCACCUUUCACAAAGUGCAUCACAUUUCUUAAUGUGGUAGAUGCGUGGGGUCACUUCAUAUGUCAGGCUUCGCAAAGUCUCUUGCCAUUUCAGUCUUUUUUACCUAAUGGUUACUAUGAGUACACUGUCUGCUAUGAACAGUACGGUUGGUUGUAGCCAGAGUUGGGUUGUGUAUGAGAGCUCGAGGUGUAUUUCACAGUGUUUUCACUUUCUCAGUUUUCCAGGGAACGCGUAAUAGACAUUUAGCUUUUGACCAAAGGUUACAGAAAAAAGCACAGAAAGCAGAAUGGAACUUUAGUUAGCAGCGCAUUGUGUAAUAUCUCUGAGCAUUCACUGCAUGCCAUUGCCUGCCAAAUGGAAGCAACGCUCUGGUACUGAAUCAGUAUUGUUUUGUGCAUACAGAAAUAAUGCAUUUGCUUAGGUCAUAUCCAUUUUUUAUCAUCAAUAAAAAAUACAGGACCAAAGAAAUAUUACCGUUUGGUCAACGUUAAGUGUCCAAGACAAGUUUACUGUGUUAUUAAAGCAGAUUUCUACAGGCCCUGAAAACAUA